Molecule: messenger RNA, 1171 nt
Organism: Striga asiatica
Lineage: Eukaryota; Viridiplantae; Streptophyta; Magnoliopsida; Lamiales; Orobanchaceae
Source: the annotation of a GenBank genome assembly
AUAUCACACAUUGUGUUCACAAUCACAAACACAAAUCCUUAACCCCAAAGGGACUCUCAAAGAAAUAAAAAAAUAGAUUUUCUUUUAAACUGAAAUGGCUGAUCAAUUCUUGCACAACAUCAAACAGUCUUUCUCUUUAGCUGACAUUGAUCCCAGCUUUGAAUUCUUGAAUCAAUUUCCGGGCCCGAAUCAGUUUUUCAAUAGCCCGGUUGGGUUUUCUUACGAUGACGCCACUUUUCCUCAGUUAAUAAUACCUCAAGGCCCUGCAAGGAACCUGGAAAAUUUCCCUGGAUUAUUUACCAUCCCUGAUGAAAUUACUGCAGUAACUUCUUUUACCGGGCCUGUGAAUUCAAACGACGUGGAUAGUAAGGACCUCAAGAGGAAAAAAAUGGAGAUUGACACACCACAAAGCACUUCUGCAAAUAACUCUGCAUAUACUUCUCCUCAAGGCUCUGAUAUUGGGACCAAAAACACAAAUCGUAUUGGAAAAGGAAAGAAAGUGAAAGUCGUAAAAAGUGAAGAGGAGAAGCCGAGGGAAGUGGUUCACGUAAGAGCAAAAAGAGGCCAAGCCACUGACAGUCAUAGCUUAGCAGAAAGAGUGAGAAGAAGAAAAAUUAACGAUCGGUUGCAAUGUUUGCAAGACAUUGUCCCAGGAUGCUACAAGACAAUGGGAAUGGCAGUGAUGCUGGAUGAGAUUAUUAACUAUGUUCAAUCCUUGCAAAGUCAAGUAGAGUUUCUUUCAAUGAGGCUUACGGCAGCUAACACGUUUUAUGACUUCGCUUCAGACACAGAUGCCAUGUCAGCAAUACAGAGUUCGAAGGCAUAUGAAGCAGUGAAUGUGCAGAAUGUUGCAACUCAAGGACUUGCUUCUGCUCAAUUUGCACAAUCGGGCCUCAAUUUUGGCUAUAUUCCUCAGAUUCCCCACAAUAUAUGAAGAGACUACUCCUGUCAUGGCCAACUUGUGUAACUCUAGAAAUCAAAGGAUCAAUACGUUAUAUUUAGAUUUUGUAUAAGCAAUCCAAUUUGGAACUUAACCAAUUAUUUGUAGUUAAAUGUGUAAUCUGGCUAUUCCGGACGAAAUUAUACGCAUACGACUCAUGAAUAUGAAUACGAAUGGAUCGUAUGUCUAAACACAAAGUUUUUCUAAUCGAAUAUAAUUUCUUUUUAUCAA